Messenger RNA from Austrofundulus limnaeus, 4438 nucleotides. It is a transcript of the gene smg7, whose product is annotated as SMG7 nonsense mediated mRNA decay factor. Gene Ontology annotation, cellular component: telomerase holoenzyme complex. Gene Ontology annotation, biological process: nuclear-transcribed mRNA catabolic process, nonsense-mediated decay. Gene Ontology annotation, molecular function: protein binding; telomerase RNA binding; telomeric repeat DNA binding. The record is from RefSeq and is a predicted model, not a curated record. Lineage: Eukaryota; Metazoa; Chordata; Actinopteri; Cyprinodontiformes; Rivulidae.
CUCCGGCCUCCUGCGGGUCACACAGCAGCGUUAUGGCGCCGGGAGGAGCGUUAGCUUCGGGACCAGUCGUCAUCUGAAAGCCCGGUGAUCCGGCAGGAUGAACCUCUGCGCCCAGUACCUGCGCCAGGCAGAGGCCCUGAAGGCUGACAUGACAGACUCUAACCUGGGGGCAGCAGAGGUCUGGACCUCCCGUCAGACCCUGCAGGACCUGUACCAGAAGAUGCUGGUCUCAGACCUGGAGUACGCUCUGGAUAAGAAGGUGGAGCAGGACCUGUGGAACCACGCCUUCAAGAACCAGAUCACCACGCUGCAGAGCCAGGCCAAGAACCGGGCCAACCCGAACCGGAGCGAGGUCCAGGCCAACCUGUCUCUGUUCCUGGAGGCGGCCAGCGGCUUCUACACCCAGCUGCUGCAGGAGCUCUGCACCGUCUUCAACGUGGACCUGCCCUGCCGGGUCAGCUCGUCCCAGCUGGGCAUCAUCAGCAGCACGCAGAGCGCAGGGGGCGGAGCCAUCGUCACGCCGCAGCCCAGCUCCUGCUCCUACAUCUGCCAGCACUGCCUGGUCCACCUGGGAGACAUCGCUCGCUACCGGAACCAGACCAGCCAGGCGGAGUCGUACUACCGACACGCAGCCCAGCUGGUCCCGUCCAACGGUCAGCCCUACAACCAGCUGGCCAUCCUGGCCUCGUCUAAAGGAGACCACCUGACCACCAUCUUCUACUACUGCCGCAGCAUCGCCGUCAAGUUCCCCUUCCCUGCUGCCUCCACCAACCUGCAGAAGGCCCUGUCCAAGGCCCUGGACAGUCGGGACGAGGUGAAGACCAAGUGGAGCGUGUCAGAUUUCAUCAGGGCCUUCAUCAAGUUCCAGGGCCACGUGUACCUGAGUAAGGGUCUGGACAAGCUGGACCCCCUGAGGGAGAAACUGGAGGAGCAGUUUCAGAGGCUGAUUGUGCAGAAAGCCUUCAGCUCUCAGCAGCUGGUCCACAUCACUGUCAUCAACCUGUUCGGUCUGCACCACCUGAGGGACCUGAGCCCCCCACAGCAGGACUUCAGCACUGACCAGCAGCUCAGCUGGUUCCAGCUGCUGGGCCUCUUCAUGUCCUUCCUGGGCGUGAUGUUCAGCAGAGUUCUGCUCAACAAGAACCGGGGCGAGGAGGUCAUGGGGGAGUGUCCUCUGCCGGCCGUCAAGCUGUCCCUGGACUGGAUCAAACUGAGACCCAGCAUCUUCCAGGAGCCCGCUGUGGAGGACAGGAAGUAUAUCUGGGCGUGGCUGGUGUCCAUCCUCAACAGCUUCCAGCCCAAAGAGGACGACGUGUCCUGCUCAGUGACGCCGCUGCCAGAGGAGUUCGAGCUGCAGGGCUUCCUGGCUCUGAGACCGGCUCUGAGGUGUCUGGACUUCACUAAAGGCCAUCAGGGGAUCCUGGUGGACCGGGACGGGUUGCUGGUUCCAGCCCGGCACCAGAGGCUCGUGGGUCUGGGGAAGUGGGUUUCAGACCAGCAGCCGGGGCUGAUCCGGUACCGGGUCGAGGAGGACGGCCUCCUGGUCUUCAUCACGGACAUCCCAGAGGAGGCCAUCGAGGAGGCGCAGGACAAGGAGGCGCCGGUCCUGCAGGAGUCCUCCAAUGGGGAGCAGAGCCAGAACGAGGGCGGGACCUCGGGCCUGAAGUCGGUCCUGUCGGCCGGGAAGAGUCCGGGCUCGUGGGCCGAGGGCUCGGACCGGCCCGUGGUCACCUUCAAGGAGAACAUCAAACCCAGAGAGCCGGGCCGAGACCCGCCCCGCACCCUGCAGAACCCCAAGGACCGCCGGGACCUCCUGAAGACCGGCGCUGCUGUGGGCGGGAAGGCGGAGCCAAAGAAGGACGGGAAGAGGAAGACCGAGAUGAAGAAGAGCGGACUGGACAAGACCCUGGAUCCUGGAAAACAGGUGAAGGUCCAGACGGAGCUGAGGAAGACUCCGGUCUCUGAGGUGAAGAAGACCCCGGUGACCCAGACCCAGACCACCUGCUCGUCCCAGUUCAUCCCCAUCCAUCACCCCGGAGCCUUCCCCCCGCUGCCCAGCAGACCUGGGUUCCCCCCCUCAGCCUACGUGAUCCAGUCCCCGGUGGCGUUCCCGGGUCUCCAGGUGAAUCCAGGGUUCACCUUCUCCACGGGAGUCUCGGUCCCCGGACCUUUCCUCCAGACCGCGGUCCACUCCCAGACCGGGUCCCAGGUCCAGGCUGGGAAGCAGUCUCACAUUCCCUACAGUCAGCAGAGACCCUCUGGACCCGGAUCCUCAGGCCCCGGGCCCAUGAGCCAGGUCCCGUCCCAGGCCCAGCAGCAGCCGGGUCAGCUGCAGGUCCAGGCCUUGGGUCCACAGCAGUCCCCCACAAAACCGGUCCAGCAGGUGGGGAUGGGGAAGAGUCCGCCUCACCAUCCGGGUCUGCAGCAGUUCCUGCAGGUCCAGGAUCAGCCGGCUCAGAUGUGGACCCAGGCCCAGGCGGCCCUGCAGAAGCUGUCCCCCCUGCAGAUGCCCCUGAAGCAGCAGCAGCAGUUCUACAUGGGGGGUCAGGACCCCCUGAAGCUGUACGAGCCCCCGCUGUCCAACAUGGACAAGAAGAUGAAGGUCCAGGACUUCUACUGGGACUCCUUCAUGGUGGGGGACAGUCUGGCCCUGAUGUCUGAGAGGAUGAAGAGACCCCCUCCAGGUGGGCUCUGUGCAGACCAGGAGGCUCCUGCUGGACCCCGUGGACCCACGUUUGAGGAGAACAAGUCCUCCCCCCUCCUCCCUCCUGAUCUCUUCAGGUCUCUGGCAGACUUUGAGGACGAGGAGCAGCUGUUUAAGCCUCCUGACUUCUUCCAGACCUUGACUGGUCCACUUAGUUCUGCUCCUGGACCAGAUCUGUUUCUGCCCAACCAGACGAGGAUGGACAGCAGCCCUGAGGUGGUCGGCCAAUCGUCUUCUCUGCUGCCGAUGACGGGUUUCCCCAUGCAGGAGUACAACCAGAACAGCAUCUUCAGUCAGGCUUACGGUAAAAACCUGCCCCCCAGCUCCAAACCCGACACCCCCAUGAUGCAGCAGGAGCCGUCCCUCUACUCCCUGUUCGAGGGGACCCCGUGGUCCCCCUCCCUCCCUGCCAGCUCAGACCACUCCACCCCGGCCAGCCAGUCCCCCCACUCCUCCAACCCCAGCAGCCUGCCCUCGUCCCCGCCCACACACAACCACGGGACCGUGCCCUUCUCCAACUUUGGGCCCAUUGGGACCCCGGACAACCGGGACCGCAGGCUGGUGGACCGCUGGAAGGCAGAGAAAUCCCCCGGAACAUUCGGUUUGGACUUCCUGCAGGCCGCCUCCUCCUCACCGUCUGACACCAGCUGGCACCAGGCUGGCUCCACGGGCAGCUCCUGGACCAAUCAGGAGUCUCCGAUGGAGGAGUCGUCCUACACCGUGCAGCUGGACAGCCUGAAGUCCAUCUGGUCCAGCUCCAUGAUGCAGCCGGGCCCGUCGGCGCUGGAGCAGCUCCUGCUGCAGCAGAAGCAGAAGCAGCAGCGAGGUCACGGCGCCAUGAACCCGCCUCACUGAACGGCAGCCCGACGCGGCGCUUUGAGUCGACGAACCACCGCCAGGAGGACCGGAGGUAAAACACCCAAAACAUCCAGACGUUUGUCCAGCUCCAACCAAACACACACGGUGGAGGCUGGGGAGGCCACGAGACCCCCCGACCAGGCUGAAUCACCACCCCCCCUCGGCUGUUCGAGGAGCGGGGACACGCCCCUCCUGAAUCGGAGGGGGCGGGAUCUCUUGAAGCGCGGGACCACGCACCGUGCUGCCGCCGGGGUCCCUUCAACCGGUGGAAAUCUGGACUUUGAGGACCCCCCUGGUUUUUGACAGACGCCACAUCAGAAAAUCUUCAUCUUUCUUUAAAAAAAAAAGGACCCCCGACCCGCUCGGUUCUGACGGAGUGGUGGCGGUUUGACAGGACGGUGUGGUGUUCAGGUUUCAGGGGGGAGGCCAGGUGGAGCUCGGGGGGGGACUUCCUGUUCACUGUCAUUACUGAGGAGGAGGAUGAAGGAUUUCAGCUCUAUAAAUAUUUACAUGAAUAUAUAUUUCCAUAGUUGAAGCGCGAGGUGGCUGAGGAAGAAGCUGAGACCCGGGCCGGUUUCCCGAAGCCGGGGGUCUCUCAGAUGGACCGUGGGGGUCUGAGGACAUCCUGCUGGUCUUAGUGUUCCUGUUAGCUUCAGAUAUUAAGAGAAAACAAACGUGUAUUUAGUGACUUCCUGGUAGCAGUUUUAGCUUCUGUUAGCUUCCUGCCUGAACAGCUGAAGGUGAAAACCUGCUUCUCUGUCCUGCUUUUUCACUUCCUGUUCCCUCCGUCCAAUCAGGACGCAGGAAUCCUCCCGCUCACUUCUGUUCUGUAACAAACAGCGGAGCUAAAAUAAACAUCUGGACGUUUAUUUCCCA